AUGACCACCGGCUCAGAUGCACCUUGUGACUACAGCACGCUUCCUUCUCCUACUUCCUGGAACUGUGCAUCCAGCACCAUUACUGGCGGGCCCAUCUUAUCCACUGGCACCGAUGGCGCGGUAGCGAUUGCCCUCCCAUCCGCCCUCCAAAGUGCCAUCGUCAGCUACGCACAGAGCGACACCUGUGCCGCCUCCAAAGCCAGAAACAAACGCAGCAGCUGCGACGUUGGCACCUUGGGCGCCGACAUCAUCGGUCAAACCGGCACUGGCGGCCUUUUCAUCGACCUCAUACAAUUUCCAACUGGCGCCCAACUGCCCGCUUUGAUCCCCGCUGUAGCAGUCGGACUCUCACAAGUCGUAACCGCCCGGACAGGCAAUCGCUCAACUAGCGCCCUCAGUGUAUCUAUAGUUCAAACACAACUCACUGAUCAUCUCUCCAUAAUACCACCUCUAUCAAUAGAAUACACGGACGGAAUAUUAUGUAGAACCCCUUUCCAAUGCACGUUACCUUGGCUAUGA
Letharia columbiana is the source of this 519-nucleotide messenger RNA. RefSeq lists its product as uncharacterized. Bases 1 to 519 code for a protein of 172 amino acids. The record is from RefSeq and is a predicted model, not a curated record. NCBI's taxonomy places the organism in Eukaryota, Fungi, Ascomycota, Lecanoromycetes, Lecanorales, Parmeliaceae. The transcript is spliced from 3 exons.